This is a messenger RNA of Coffea arabica (coffee), 702 nucleotides long. The record is from RefSeq and is a predicted model, not a curated record. Lineage: Eukaryota; Viridiplantae; Streptophyta; Magnoliopsida; Gentianales; Rubiaceae.
GCGUGCCUGUAUUGAUAGAAGUAGGGCGCGUGAGACCAGACAUCACUUCGGAAGAGAACGAGGGACUGGGAGAGAACGAGAAGGAGAAAGAGAGAGAUGGAGGAAGAAGAGCACGAGGUGUACGGUGGUGAAAUCCCCGACGAAGGGGAAAUGGAAGGCGAUUUGGACCCUAACAGCGGCGAUGUCGACAUGUCCACCGCCGACGACGACGCCGUUAAGGAAUUGGAUGAGAUGAAGAAGCGAUUGAAAGAGAUGGAAGAAGAAGCAGCAGCUCUUCGCGAGAUGCAAGCUAAAGUUGAGAAGGAGAUGGGUGCUGUUCAAGAUCCAGCUAGUGCAGCUGCUUCUCAAGCAAACAAGGAGGAAGUUGAUUCACGAUCUAUAUUCGUUGGCAAUGGUCAUUCUUAUUCUGAAUUAGAGCUGGAAUUAUUAUCCUGUAUUUUGAUGGUGAAAAGAGAGCACAUCUGGUUUUCAGUAGGCACUUUUACAUAGAUGUUAAUGUACUUGCAUUUUUUAAUUUGAAGAAAUUGUAAUCCAAAAAAGUAUGUGGAAAAAAGACAAAAGAUUGAACAAAAAAAGAGAGGGUGAAAAAGGAAAAAAAAUGGAAGAUACAAAAUAAAUAGUUGUGAAUCUCCCCAUAAAAUGAAAAAGCCAAUUGUAAGAAUAGUUGUGAGGGGAAAAAGGUAAAAAAUUGAAGGGAAAAAA